Molecule: messenger RNA, 1521 nt
Organism: Didymodactylos carnosus
Lineage: Eukaryota; Metazoa; Rotifera; Eurotatoria; Philodinida; Philodinidae
Source: the annotation of a GenBank genome assembly
AUGAAAAGUAGUGUUCGGCCAUCUCGAACUAGUGCUACUCGACAAGAGCCAACAUCAUCCUACAGAUCAACAACAACAAGAGGGAACGUUAAUCUACUAACAAGUCAGAUUCAAUCUGGCAGUAUGAAUAUUACACGAGGUACUCAUACAACAAAAGCAUCUCCGGAACGAAUUAUAUCAAAUCCCAUCAAUGGUCGAAUCUCAAAAUUUGAUCGACCUGUAACAACAACAACAUUAUCAGCUGCUCAACAGAAUGCUAUACGGCGACCAUCAACCGAUAGUGUGACCAUGCGAACACGUUUAUCAAGUCAUGAUCGAACGACAACACUUUGUCGUACUCCACAUGUAAUUGGUGCUGUUAUUGAAUCUUCGAAUGAUCAUCCUCCUACCAAAGCAGAAGCGCAGUCACCAACCUCCGCAUCUGCAAAUCCACCACCGACUAUUUCAUCAAUUGAAUCAAAACUGAUGCUCGGUGGUUUGAAGGGGCUUGCAAAUCUAGGAAAUACGGUUCACAUGUAUGAAUGGAGAACGAGCAAUUCUAAUACAAAACCAUUACUAUUGUUCUGUCUUAUGGAUAAUCUCGAAAGUUCAUUAAAUUUAUCCUCAACAAGCGUAAUGAAAGGUGGUUUGAUGAGAGAAUUUGUUAGUUUCAUUAAACGCAUGUGGUCAUCUGCCGAAAGUCAUUCAAUUAUUAGUCCGUCGCAAUUUAAAAAUCAAAUAGCAAGAUUUGCACCAAGAUUUACGGGCUAUUCAGAACAAGAUUCACAAGAAUUUCUUCGAUAUUUAUUACAAGGACUUCAUGAAGAUGUAAAUCGUGUUCAAAAAAAACCGACACCAAUAAAAAUUGAUGAAAAAGCUGAAGAACAAAUGAAUGAAAAAGAUCUCGCUAAAUUAAGUUGGGAUAGAUAUUUGAGUUUUGACAACAGUACCAUUGUGGAUAUAUUUGUUGGACAGUUAAAAAGUACACUUGAAUGUUCUCAUUGUGGAUAUCAAUCCAUCACUUUCGAUCCAUUUUGGGAUCUCUCUGUUCCCUUACCUCGGGUAAGCAAAAAUAAAUCGAGUAGUACACUACAAGAUUGUAUUCAAUUAUUUAUGAGUAGAGAGGAAUUGGAUGGAAAUGAAAAAGCAAUGUGCGCUAAAUGUAAACAAAAACGUCGAUGUACGAAAAAAUUUUCUAUACAAAAAUGUCCAGAAAUAUUAGUUUUACAUUUAAAACGUUUUUCACAAUCACGUGGACGGACCAAGUUAAAUACAAUGGUUGAUUUUCCGAUCACAAAUUUGAGAUUAAACGAUUUAACAGAUGUUUUAUCUGAAAGUUACGAAGGACCUGAUCCGAUUUACAGUCUUUUCGGCGUUUCAAAUCAUAGUGGAACUCCUUACACCGGGCAUUAUACAGCGGCUUGUAAACAUCCUUUUCAACUCAAAUGGCAUGAAUUUAAUGAUUCAAGCGUUUAUCAAUUAAGUCAACCAUCGCGUAUCAUUAGUCCAGAUGCUUAUGUAUUAUUUUAUGAGAGAGUUUAA